ACGUGCGCAUACGCUGUAUUCGUGUCUCGCGGAGGCAACCGGACCGGUAUAGGCGACCUUACAAACCGUUCACUAACGUACCUACUGUACGCGCAUAGCAAAAAUGCAAUCCUGAUACCGGAGUGCUGUGAUUUCUUGUGGAUAAACAUGUUGGAGCACAAUAUUGGACCCCAGAAAUCAUGGAGAGGGAAGCAGCGCGUUCGCGGAAAGCAUGGCUGAGCCUACAUCUGAAGCUCUCUCAUUAAUCGUGCAUAAGCAACAGCGAUUGUCUAAAUUGCUUGAAAAGCUCUCAGUGCAACUGAGUAACAAUCAGUACCCCUUUCCACAUUGGCUAAUGCGUGAAACAUCACCUAACGGCGUGAGACUACCGGAUGACGUACCACUAGACCUCUCUAUAAAAUCCGAAGUCCCGAAGCCCAGUCCACCACCUGUAUACGCGUGCGAGAUAUGUGGACAAACUUUUACAGUUCACGACCGCCUCGCUAAGCAUAUCGCAUCACGGCAUAGAGGUAAGGCCUCUAAAUCGUCACGAGCUUACGAAUGCGACAUUUGCCACCGGCGUUUCGCUCGUUCUGACAUGUUGACUCGCCAUGCACGCUCUCACAGUGGGGUGAAGCCGUACUCGUGCGCAGUUUGUGGACAAGUGUUCUCCCGCUCCGAUCAUUUGGCUACUCACCAAAGGACACACACAGGAGAAAAGCCUUACCACUGCCCAAAAUGCCCGUACGCGGCAUGCCGCCGAGACAUGAUCACCAGACAUAUGCGUACACAUACACGGCGACAACAUAUUGCUGAAAUCUAAAUGAUUUAACUUUUAUGUUCCAAGUUAUGCAUUUUCAAUCAGUGGACUUUAAUACUGAAGAUAUAUCGCCUAAUAUAUUUGCAUUGGUAAGACAUAUCGAAUUGCACGGCAUUUGCGAAUUUUAUAAUAUUUGCAAUGCGAUU
Molecule: messenger RNA, 945 nt
Organism: Pieris brassicae (large cabbage white)
Lineage: Eukaryota; Metazoa; Arthropoda; Insecta; Lepidoptera; Pieridae
Product: zinc finger protein 391-like
Exons: 2
Coding region: 212-802 (196 amino acids)
Biological process (GO): regulation of transcription by RNA polymerase II
Molecular function (GO): RNA polymerase II cis-regulatory region sequence-specific DNA binding; DNA-binding transcription factor activity
Source: RefSeq, a predicted model, not a curated record